UGGAGACAGCCCAGUAGCUGGGCUUGACAAAACCAGAUCGAAGCAGAGGCAGAGUAGGGUUUCAAAGCAAGCAGUGAAAGACCGGGAAUGCUGUUCAGGAAAUUCUUCAGGCAUGGGCAGGGACUUGGCUGCAGUUGUGCGGCUGGAAAAUCUGACUGGGGCAGCUCCUGAGUGCAGGCAGGGCCUCCUCACAUGGGCGGGCUGAGUGGCCACCUCCUUCAGAGCCUCUCAGCUUUCCCCAGGACCACGGGGGACUCUCAUCCGCCACUCUGUGAAACAGAGGAGAGAUGCCUCAGGAACAGUACUCUCACCACAGGAGCACCAUGCCCAGCUCAGAGGGGCCACACAUAUACAAAGUGGGGAUUUAUGGCUGGAGAAAAAGAUGCCUGUAUUUCUUUGUCCUGCUCCUCAUGAUUUUAAUUCUGGUGAACUUGGCCAUGACCAUCUGGAUUCUCAAAGUCAUGAACUUCACAAUUGAUGGAAUGGGGAACUUAAGAAUCACAGAAAAGGGUCUGAAGCUAGAAGGAGACUCAGAAUUCUUACAACCUCUCUACGCCAAAGAAAUCCAGUCCCGACCAGGUAAUGCCCUAUACUUCAAAUCUGCCAGGAAUGUGACAGUGAACAUUCUCAAUGACCAGACAAAAGUGCUGACUCAGCUGGUGACAGGUCCAAAAGCUGUGGAAGCAUAUGGCAAAAAGUUUGAAGUAAAAACAGUUUCUGGAAAAUUGCUCUUUUCUGCGGAUGACAGUGAAGUGGUCGUGGGAGCUGAGAGAUUGCGAGUCUUAGGAGCUGAAGGCACAGUCUUUCCCAAAUCCAUAGAAACACCUAAUGUCAGAGCAGACCCCUUCAAGGAACUAAGGUUGGAGUCCCCAACCCGAUCUCUAGUGAUGGAAGCCCCGAAAGGCGUAGAAAUAAAUGCAGAAGCGGGCAAUAUGGAAGCCACCUGCAGAAGUGAGCUGAGACUGGAGUCCAAGGACGGGGAGAUUAAGUUAGAUGCUGCGAAAAUCAAACUACCUAGACUGCCUCGCGGAUCCUACACACCCACAGGAACGAGGCAGAAGGUCUUUGAGGUCUGCGUCUGUGCCAAUGGGAGGUUAUUCCUGUCCCAGGCAGGAACUGGUUCCACUUGUCAGAUAAACACAAGUGUCUGCCUUUGAAGGACUAUCCACAGUGGACUAUUGUUGGCAGCAUUGAAGCCCUUUUUGGCUAGAGACACUGGCUGUCAGUUAUUUUUACUAGAACACAGAAAGCCUAUCAAAGACCUUGUGUGUGUGUGUGUGUGUGUGUGUGUGUGUGUGUGUGUGUGUGUGUGUGUGGUUGUGUGUAUGAGUGGAUAUAAAUAUAUAUAAAUAUAUAUAAAUAAAUAUAUAUAUCCUCUGUAUAAAAUGAGGUUUCAGUACAAAAGGAACCAUGGGUGACCCUGUGACAUCAUCCACUGUCAUUUUUCCACCCCAUCCCCACAUAACAGAAUCUAAGCACUGGCUCAGCAUUCCCCAGGCAAUUUCAAAUCACACAGUAAAUUGAGCACUUAGAGAAUAUCCACUGAUAUUGUCAAGUAAUCCCCUAGCUUCUCUCUUAGAGUCAUUUAGAGGCAGUGAUGGCGGGAAUCUUUGGGUCACUCUCAAGUGAUGAUAUAUUAGCAUAAAAGAUAAAUAUUUAACCCAUUUGUAAUCACAACACCAGGCAAGUUGUGGUGAUGGAAGCCAGCCUAGGCUACAUAAUGAGACUGUAUUAAAAACAAAGACAUUUGGUU
Molecule: messenger RNA, 1753 nt
Organism: Phodopus roborovskii (desert hamster)
Lineage: Eukaryota; Metazoa; Chordata; Mammalia; Rodentia; Cricetidae
Gene: Sgcd
Product: sarcoglycan delta
Exons: 8
Coding region: 288-1157 (289 amino acids)
Biological process (GO): cardiac muscle tissue development; heart contraction
Cellular component (GO): sarcolemma; sarcoglycan complex
Source: RefSeq, a predicted model, not a curated record